UUUUGACAAAGAGUUUGUGUGUUUCUCCACCAGCUGAUCACAGCAUGGCGCUGUUCCCAUUCUGCAAGACACCCACAGGAGCCAUCCGAGUGUCCAGGAUGCAGCUGCUCCUGUACUGUGUUCUACUGUCCCUUAUCAUAUACUUCCUCCAUGGGCGCAAGCUUGGUGGAAAUGUGAGGUCCCCUCAUCCUUACUUUCACUCCAUGGAACUGGCCAUGGCAAGACAAACGACCGAUAUGGAGAAGAGCAAGGCAGCAGCUCCACAAACCCCUGCGCAGACUCCUUGGGGUGCCCCUUUAGUUUGGGGUGACAACCACAACUCAGUCAGGCGAAGGACUGAAUUUGCAGAGCAAGAAAUCCGGAUAGGCCUGCUAGCCCUAGUGGUGGGAACAUAUGCCCAACAUGUGAGACGUUUCAUCUCCUCAGCAGAAAUCUACUUCCUACCCAAUCAGUUGGUCACUUACUACAUUCUCAUUGAUAAUCCUCGCACAUUGGAUCCUCCCAUCAAGUUGGCACCUGGACGGCAGCUGAAAGUGCUUCCCGUUGCGGAGUUCCCAGGCUGGGACAAGUUGGUCUAUCGUCGUAUGCCCCUUUUGGCUGACACCCUCAAAAACCAAAUUGGCAGGGAGGUCGAGUACAUUUUCUGUGCUGACAUUGACCAGGAGUUUCUGGCUCCUGUGGAAGAAGAAAUACUUGGUGAACUGGUUGCUACCUUGCACCCCGAACUCUAUGGCAAACCACGGAAGGCGCUUCCUUAUGAAAAUGAUGAAAACUCAUCAGCUUACGUGAAGAAGGAUGAAGGUGACUACUACUACACCUCUGAGCUCUAUGGUGGGCUGGUUCACGAUAUGUACAGAAUGGCUCUGGGUUGUUCUUUGCUCAUAUUGAAGGACCAGGGAAAUGGCAUAAUGGCCAGCGGCCGUGAAGAGAGCUACCUGAAUCGAUACUUGAUCACUCACCGGCCAACCUGCGUGCUUUCACCAGAGUACAAUUGGUGGGAUUCGGGCCUGGCUGUAGACGUGCCUGAGAAGAGGCUGGUCUCUUUAGGAAGGCAAUGUGAGGCAUUCGAUGCUGAGAAGAGAGAGAAGCACCGAUGUUGA
This is a messenger RNA of Phycodurus eques (leafy seadragon), 1100 nucleotides long. Its product is annotated as globoside alpha-1,3-N-acetylgalactosaminyltransferase 1-like. Gene Ontology annotation, molecular function: hexosyltransferase activity. Gene Ontology annotation, biological process: carbohydrate metabolic process. Bases 45 to 1100 code for a protein of 351 amino acids. Lineage: Eukaryota; Metazoa; Chordata; Actinopteri; Syngnathiformes; Syngnathidae. The record is from RefSeq and is a predicted model, not a curated record. The transcript is spliced from 3 exons. Gene Ontology annotation, cellular component: vesicle; Golgi apparatus; membrane.